Molecule: messenger RNA, 3433 nt
Organism: Nasonia vitripennis (jewel wasp)
Lineage: Eukaryota; Metazoa; Arthropoda; Insecta; Hymenoptera; Pteromalidae
Gene: orb
Product: cytoplasmic polyadenylation element-binding protein 1
Exons: 12
Coding region: 523-2592 (689 amino acids)
Biological process (GO): negative regulation of cytoplasmic translation
Cellular component (GO): cytoplasm; synapse; nucleus
Molecular function (GO): mRNA regulatory element binding translation repressor activity; mRNA 3'-UTR binding; ribosome binding
Source: RefSeq, a predicted model, not a curated record
CGUUCCAGAGCAGCGACAAGUACGGACCAUCCAAGAAAAAUACCAUAAGUAGACGACGUAUACUUAUAUAUACACACAUACACAUCGAGAGCUUAUAAGCAAGCCCGAGUAGACGACUACUGAACUACUCUCUCGGUCAGUACUCGAUGAGCCGCCAAGAGAUUCGGACGCCGCGGACUUUUCUGUAGUUUUUCAAGAUUUUCUUUGUGCGCGCACGCGGGGAAGCUUUUUUCAUUUUCGCGCAUACCCUUACACGCGGUUCGUCGAGGACAAAACCACGGCUUUAUUUCAUCGCUGCUGGACGAGCACGCUCUCUAGUUCCCACGCUCUCGAGGGGUUUGUCAACAUAAGCGACACACCGGCAUUCGUCCUCUUUUUGACUUCCGAUUCACGCAUCGGCUGAUCGUCGCGCGCGACACGUGCUUCUCGAGAGGCUGCACACUACGUCUGGGAUAAUCGUCUCGAGAGAGAGAGAGAGAGAGAAAGAGCGGCAACAUUAUACAGACAAGGGCAAGCUGCAACAUGACCAGUCACUUGAAACAGUUGUCUUACCACUACGACGCGGAUAAGAGCUUAGUCAACGAGAUGCUGAUGGAAUCACAGUAUCGGCAACACCAGCAGCAGCAACAAAUGGAAACGAUAUCACUGGAUCCGGGCACACCGGACCAACGAGACCACGCGGCUCAUCAGCGCGAAAACAAGCUCCAGCUUCAGCAGCACGAACGCGAGCAACACUUGCACCAGCUGCAGUCGAUAAACAACUUGCUGCUCGACUUGCCGACUCCCCAGUCGCUCAACUCCUACGCCGGAAGCACCAAGGGCUACGACCUGGCCUCGCCUACCAGCAGGACCAGCAACGGCCAUGACAUAACAGACAUGUCUAUUUCUGAACUUUUCGGACUUGGUUUACCACGCGGAUCGUUGAUGGGUGCUGGACAGAAGGAACAAGUUGGACAAGCUGAUUAUGACGCGCCUGCCUAUCGCAAUUAUAGAUUGAAACGUGACCGUACGACAACUCUUCCAAAUUCAUCGAUUAAAGAGCAAGCUGACAUGAACGGUUGUUAUUCGAACUCGAAUAAUAUGAAAGUGCCAACGUCACCAGUUUCAGUACACACUCCUGCAAGUCCCGGUACUCCUGGAAGUCUUUACUCAAAUUCAUAUUCAUACUCUAGUGUGAAUAGUAGUCCUUAUGCAUCUGGUUCAUUUGCAAGCAACGAAUACAGUAAGCAGUUCGCAUCAUCAUCUCCUAUUCGUUCGCCAUGUUAUGGAAGGCCUAUACGUGGCUCAACUCCGUAUAGUGAUUGCAGCAGUCCAUCCGCAGAACUUCCAGCUCACGUCUUCAGUUGCAAUGGCUCGAGAUCUAAUUCACCAGCAGACUCAGAGAAUAGUGUAAACAGUGUUGAUGGUCCUUUAUCCAACAUUAUGAACCAUCUUUCAUUAAAUUCAGAACAUCGGUGCCGUCCACCAACGGAUUCUAAUGCAUACUUCCGAGCUUGUGAAGAAACGUAUUUUCCGCUUAAUCAGCAACAGCAACAACACCAACAUCAAGUAGCCGCUCAUGGACAUCCAUAUAAUAAUCACAAUCAACAACAUCACUUUUUCGGAGAUCAUUCUAUUCGCCAGGCGGAUCGAGCCAGAAAUUGCUGUUUGCAACCCCCUACAUCACCCAUCACCAGUGAUCCACCAACUCAUUUAUCUUUGGAUAGGGUUGCCAGAUACCAUCGCCAUGCAGCAGCUGCAUCAGACGCUAAUUACACUUGGAGUGGCACUUUGCCGCAAAAGAACCAAAAAGCUAUUGGAUACUCAUCCAAAGUUUUCCUGGGCGGUGUACCUUGGGAUAUUACGGAAUCUACACUGAUCUCUACAUUUAAACAGUUUGGCCAUAUUAGAAUAGAAUGGCCUGGAAAGGAUCAAGCCACUAGUCAGCCGAAAGGAUAUGUAUAUAUCAUAUUCGAGUCAGAAAAACAGGUAAAAUCACUUCUCGCCUGUUGUACCCAUGAUUUCUCAAAUGGAGGAAGCUAUUACUACAAGAUUUCAUCUAAAAGGAUGAAAGGCAAACAAGUACAAGUGAUUCCUUGGGCUAUAAACGACAGUAAUUUUGUUAAGUCGUCAUCUCAAAAAUUGGACCCCGAGAAAACGGUUUUCGUCGGAGCUUUACACGGAAUGAUUACUGCCACUGCAUUGGCAACCAUCAUGAAUGAUCUUUUUGGAAAUGUGAUUUACGCAGGAAUCGAUACAGACAAACACAAGUAUCCUAUUGGAUCGGCACGGGUUACUUUCAGCAGAUCGGUGUCAUUUGACGAGGCUGUUAAUGCAGCAUUUAUUCAAGUAAAAACUACGAAGUUUACGAAAAAACUCCAAGUCGAUCCAUACAUCGAAGACGCCCCAUGCUCAAGUUGUUACGUUCAACAAGGACCUUAUUUCUGCAGACAACGGAGCUGCUUCAAGUAUUACUGUCACACUUGUUGGCAAUGGGCGCAUAAUAACGAUUCCAAGAACUGGCACAAGCCCAUGACUCGCGGAAUGAAGAAUAAACAGGUAAUUGGUUUGACUCCAACCUUAGGAGCAAAACGCAAAUGGAGCUUAUACUAAUUCCUAUAAUAGUUGUCCUGCUGACAUCGUUCGGUCAACAUUCCUUCCGAUCGACAGACAAUACGUCUUCUUUUUUCCCUUUCUUUGACCAGAGUCGACGGAGAAGUAAAAAUUGAGCGUUUAUUACGUAGUAAAACUACGACCGACGGUGCGCAACGUAAAUUUUAAAAAAGGCGCAGGAGAAAGGGUAGCUUUUUUGCUGAUUGAUUGGGAGAAUGUCGCGUGAAAGAAUUGUGUGUUUGUUCGAAAGGAACAAAUUUGGAAUUUUCAAUGAGCGUAAUUCACUUAAGUUCCUAUUACGAGCAGAGAUGAAUAUUUUUAUUUGUUGGUAUAUCUUUAUCAAGAGCACUGGCUAGGGGAAAAUAUUGUUUUAAUUAAUAUAUUUAAGCAGGUGAUAAGAAUAAUUAUUGUUAUAAUUUCGGUCGUCGUAGGUGCGAAUCGGAGAGCCCUAUUGACGAAAGGACCCAGUCAGUCAUUGAUUUAUAGUUUGAUUUAUUAUUAUAAUAAUGUUGUCUACCAAAAAUUAACGGAUUGCGUUUGAUGGUAGUAAAAUUUUGUGCGUUUAUUAUAAUAGAAGUGGAAAGAAUUUUCACCGCUAAAGGCCUCUGUUCAUUUGGCCGUUUAAACAAUGACGAAAAAUGGUGUUAUAUACGGGCUACGAUUCAUGAUUGUAGAACUUUGAUUUUUUUUUAAUUUUUUUUUACGAUUUAUUAUUCUCGCAAUUUGCGUGUUGCGUCCAUUUGUUUAAAAUACUGAUUUUCCGCCGCGCUGUCUCUGAAAUGUUUUGUUUUUUUAUACGAUUUUGUUAAAUUGGAUUAAACAAUUUAAAUAUUUGCAAAAA